AUGUCUUCCAGCAGCCAAGUAGCCGAAUCCUGGAUCAGCGCCUUCUGCAGCCUGGUGGGCCACGAGUACUUUGCUGAGGUCUCCGAGGACUUUGUCGAGGACGACUUCAACCUGACGGGCCUGCAGAGCCAGGUGCCCAUGUACAAGGAAGCUCUGGAGAUGAUCUUGGACGUUGAGCCCGAGGACGACUACAGCGACGAAGAAGACGAGGACGAAGACGACGAUUUGGACGACGAUGACGAAGAGAUGAGGGACGCGGCCGCUUACAGGCGUCAGGAGAGAAGACACAUGCGCAUGGCCUCGGACCUGUCGGUCAUCGAAAGCAGCGCCGAGAUGCUGUACGGCCUGAUCCACCAGCGCUACAUCACCUCGCGCCAGGGCAUCCAACAAAUGGCCGAGAAGUACGAAGCUGGCCAUUUCGGCGCAUGCCCGCGUGUCUACUGCGGUCAAGCAAAGGUCCUGCCCGUCGGCUGCAGCGACAUCCCUGGUCAGGAAACCGUCAAGCUGUUCUGUCCCAGCUGUCUCGACGUCUACACACCUCCCAACAGUCGCUUCCAAUCCGUCGACGGCGCCUUCUUCGGCACAACCUUUGGCUGCCUCUUCUUCAUGACCUUCCCUGAACUCCGCGUUGGCGGCACAAGCAUCGCCUUUGGCCCUUCGCCCGACCAGGCCGCCGACUUCUCCUCAAACACCACCACCCACCGCAAACGUCGCAGCAGUCUCACAAACGUCAAUGACACCUUCUCAUCCGCUCCACCAAUCGCCGCUCAACCCACCCCUCUGCCUGCCCAACCUGCCACCAUCAACGGUUUUGCCGCAGAGAACAUGGCUCCCGGCCUAGGCAAGAACAACAUCUACGAACCCCGCAUCUACGGCUUCCGCGUGAGCGAGUUCGCAAAGAGCGGUCCUAGAAUGAAGUGGCUGCGCGAGAAGCCCGUCGAUCUGAAUCAGCUAGACGAGGUCGCCAUCUGGGAACGGGGGAACGCUGGCCAGACCAGAGAUGACGAUGUCGAAUUGAUGGAC
Messenger RNA from Aureobasidium pullulans EXF-150, 1023 nucleotides. RefSeq lists its product as uncharacterized. The record is from RefSeq and is a predicted model, not a curated record. Gene Ontology annotation, cellular component: protein kinase CK2 complex; cytoplasm. NCBI's taxonomy places the organism in Eukaryota, Fungi, Ascomycota, Dothideomycetes, Dothideales, Saccotheciaceae. Gene Ontology annotation, molecular function: protein kinase regulator activity. The transcript has a single exon. The annotation marks the transcript as partial.